Molecule: messenger RNA, 5372 nt
Organism: Sarcophilus harrisii (Tasmanian devil)
Lineage: Eukaryota; Metazoa; Chordata; Mammalia; Dasyuromorphia; Dasyuridae
Gene: EXTL3
Product: exostosin like glycosyltransferase 3
Exons: 7
Coding region: 998-3757 (919 amino acids)
Cellular component (GO): membrane
Molecular function (GO): glycosyltransferase activity
Source: RefSeq, a predicted model, not a curated record
CUAUCCACUCCGUCACGCUCCUCCGCUUCGCUACUAUUUCUGCAAGGUAACAUUUCACGACGAACUUCAAAAAUGCCCCCCGCUGUCCCGUAACCCGGGGCGGCAGGUGCUGCCGUUCUCACUUUGCCAGGGAAGAAACAGAGGCACGGGGCAGUUAAGCGACUGGUCGCGCCUCUCUAACUGACACACGAGGCCAAACGGAGCGUGUGUGACCUUAAGCCCUGACGGUAUCACAGGGAUUCAGACCCGGAGCGCCAACAGGCGCGCUGUGAGCGACUCGGACGGUGACACCAUCGGUGUCGCCCUAGAACUCGGGUCUUUUUGGUUAUAGCGCUGUGGGGCGUCGGACGCAGCUCCCGCAGGAAGCGACUGAACUCGGUUUCUUUGACGGAUUAAGAAGCUGAGGCGCCGUAACGUAACUCACACAACUUGGUGACCAUGUUCUAGAGCUUGCUACUCCAUGAGAUUGUGUGGCCAAGGAUGAUUCUUCCUAAGUCUGAGGAGGAAAAAAUCCAGAAAUUGAUGGCCUGACUACCUCCUGACGGCAGCAGUGACAAGACCGAAGCAGGGCUUUGCUCAUGAUCCAUCCAGCUGUGCAUGCUAACUAUGCCUGUUCUCCAGUCGGCAGCAUCAAGACCCAGGAGCCAUGGCUGCUGAGCAGGGCUGUCUGGUUCUGGGGUGCUUCCCCUUGGUACCGUCAGCAGAAGCCUCUCUUUCCUCACAGUGGCGACAUGACACUUCUGCCUGUCUGACAGAGAUUGAGGGCAUGUUCCUUGAUCGACAGCCACAGCUUCAAACCUGCAGGAGGAGGGUCAGAGACCAUUUCCAUUACAGCUGAGGAAAAUGAAAUUUCCAUUUUACUUGGUGCCUUGUAGAGACAGUGCACUAAAUUUUAGGGAGAGGAGUGAGAAAGAGGUAGAAUUAUUAAGUGGAAACAUAUGUGGUUAUGGCGACUGACCCAACGUGAUCAGAGGGGGCAAGCGUGACGCAGAGACUUAUGACAGGCUAUACCAUGUUGCGGAAUGGGGGCGUGGGGAAUGGAGGCCAGACCUGGAUGCUGCGGUGGUCCAAUCGCAUCCGGCUCACCUGGCUCAGUUUUACGCUCUUUAUCAUUUUGGUUUUCUUCCCCCUCAUUGCUCACUACUAUCUCACCACCUUGGAUGAGGCGGACGAGGCAGGCAAACGCAUCUUUGGGCCACGAGCCGGCAAUGAGUUAUGUGAAGUGAAGCACGUGCUAGACCUCUGCCGCAUCCGUGAGUCAGUCAGUGAAGAGCUCUUGCAGCUUGAAGCCAAAAGGCAGGAGCUGAACAGUGAAAUUGCCAAGCUCAACUUGAAGAUCGAAGCCUGUAAAAAGAGUAUUGAGAAUGCCAAACAAGAUCUUCUCCAGCUCAAGAAUGUUAUCAGCCAGACUGAACAUUCCUACAAAGAGCUGAUGGCUCAAAAUCAGCCCAAACUUUCCCUGCCCAUCAGACUAUUACCAGAAAAAGAUGAUGUGGGCCUGCCUCCCCCUAAACUGUUGCGUAGUUGCAGGCUACACAAUUGCUUUGAUUACUCUCGCUGUCCACUCACUUCUGGAUUCCCGGUCUAUGUCUAUGAUAGUGACCAGUUGGCCUUUGGCAGCUAUCUGGACCCCCUGGUCAAGCAGGCCUUUCAGGCCACAGCACGAACCAACAUCUAUGUCACAGAGAAUGCCGAUAUUGCCUGCCUCUAUGUGAUCCUGGUGGGAGAAAUGCAAGAACCGUUGGGUCUGCGGCCUGCUGAACUGGAGCAACAGUUGUAUUCUCUGCCCUAUUGGCGGACAGACGGACACAACCAUCUCCUCAUCAGCCUGUCGUGGAAGUCGAAUACGCAGAAUUUACUGUAUAAUGUCAGUACUGGUCGAGCUAUGGUGGCCCAGUCCACCUUCUACGCUGCUCAGUACCGAUCCGGCUUUGAUAUAGUCAUAUCACCACUAGUCCAUGCCAUGUCGGAGCCCAACUUCUUGGAGAUCCCUCCACAGGUGCCAGUCAAGCGGAAGUAUCUCUUUAGCUUCCAAGGGGAGAAAAUUGAGUCACUUCGGUCUAGUCUGCAGGAGGCCCGUUCUUUUGAAGAGGAGAUGGAAGGUGACCCCCCUGCUGACUAUGAUGACCGAAUCAUUGCCACCCUGAAAGCAGUGCAGGACAGCAAGCUCGAUCAGGUGCUGGCAGAGUUUACCUGUAAGAAUCAACCUAAACCUAGCCUGCCCACUGAGUGGGCCCUCUGUGGGGAGAGGGAGGACCGCCUAGAAUUGCUAAAACUUUCCACCUUUGCUUUGAUUAUCACCCCAGGGGAUCCCCACUUAGUGAUCUCUGCCGGAUGUGCCACGAGGCUCUUUGAGGCCCUGGAAGUCGGAGCUAUUCCCGUGGUGCUCGGGGAGCAGGUGCAACUUCCCUACCAGGAUGUACUACGGUGGAAUGAGGCGGCCCUGGUGGUGCCCAAGCCGCGUGUCACGGAGGUUCACUUCUUGCUGCGGAGCCUCUCAGACAGCGAUUUGCUGGCCAUGAGGCGCCAAGGGCGCUUCCUCUGGGAAACCUACUUCUCCACCGCUGACAGUAUCUUUAACACGGUUCUGGCUGUGGUUAGGACUCGCAUCCAGAUCCCAGCUGCUCCCAUCCGGGAAGAAGUAGCAGUUGAGAUUCCCCAUCGCUCAGGCAAAGCGGCAGGUACUGACCCCAACAUGGCAGAUAAUGGGGAUCUGGACCUGGGGCCAGUGGAAACAGAACCACCCUAUGCUUCUCCUAAAUACCUCCGCAACUUUACUUUGACUGCCACUGAUCUUUAUCGCAACUGGAACUCAGCCCCAGGGCCUUUCCAUCUUUUCCCACACACACCUUUUGACCCUGUUCUGCCUUCAGAGGCCAAAUUUCUUGGCUCUGGCACUGGAUUCAGACCCAUUGGUGGAGGAGCAGGAGGCUCUGGCAAGGAGUUCCAGGCAGCUCUUGGAGGCAAUGUUCCAAGAGAGCAGUUCACAGUAGUGAUGUUGACUUAUGAACGAGAGGAGGUGCUCAUGAACUCCUUAGAGAGAUUGAAUGGUCUCCCUUACCUGAAUAAAGUGGUGGUUGUAUGGAACUCCCCAAAGCUCCCAUCAGAAGAUCUCCUGUGGCCUGACAUUGGCGUUCCCAUUAUGGUGGUCCGCACUGAAAAGAACAGCUUGAACAAUCGCUUCUUACCGUGGAAUGAAAUUGAGACUGAGGCCAUCCUGUCCAUUGAUGAUGAUGCUCACCUCCGACACGAUGAGAUCAUGUUUGGCUUUCGGGUAUGGAGAGAAGCUCGAGAUCGUAUUGUGGGUUUCCCUGGUCGAUACCAUGCUUGGGAUAUCCCACAUCAGUCGUGGCUCUACAACUCCAACUAUUCCUGUGAGCUAUCCAUGGUGCUGACAGGUGCUGCCUUCUUUCACAAGUAUUAUGCCUACCUGUACUCCUAUGUGAUGCCCCAAGCCAUCCGGGAUAUGGUGGAUGAGUAUAUCAACUGUGAGGAUAUUGCCAUGAACUUCCUUGUCUCUCACAUCACCCGGAAACCCCCCAUCAAGGUGACUUCCCGCUGGACAUUCCGAUGCCCAGGGUGCCCCCAGGCGCUGUCCCAUGAUGACUCCCAUUUCCACGAGCGGCACAAGUGCAUCAACUUCUUUGUCAAGGUGUACGGCUACAUGCCUCUGCUGUACACACAGUUUAGGGUGGACUCCGUGCUCUUCAAGACCCGCCUGCCCCAUGACAAGACCAAGUGCUUCAAGUUCAUUUAGAGGCACCUCGGGGUUUGGUGACGAGAUCGCGUGGAAGGAGGCACCUGCAGGCCGGAGGUGUAGGAAGCCUUGUGGAGGGCCACCAGCGGGGUGGUUCAGUGUGGCCACUGCUGAGGAAGGAGGCUGGCGAGGGGGGAAGGCUCAGCCUGGAUGCCGGCCUUGCCCGGGCGCUCGCUGAUUCUGGGCUGCUCUCUGCCGGAGCUUUGGUCAGGAGGUGCCAGGGUUCCACCAAGAUAUUUAGCAGCUUCUACUGAGGACCAAGGGGACGCGGGGUAGUCACUCACUACUGAGUACAUUAGCCCAGACGACUGGUUUGUGGUUUUUAUUAUAAUAAUAAUAACCAUUGUUAUUAUUUAAAGAGAAAGUGUUUCAGGUUUGCCUCGCAAGGCUUUUAUACACACACAUAUACACACACAUACAUAUGUAUGUAUGUUUGCACACAGACACACCCACACCCACAGAUCUCUCUUGGGGACUGAAUUUUUUGCCUGUCUCACUGCGUGAGAGGUUGCAGGCUUCAGAGACCUCCUCUUCUUAGCUGGGAUGGAGUUGGCUCCCAACCUCGCAUCCUGUCUCCCCACCUCAGGCAUCCUCCCUCAUUCCCUAGGGAUGUCUGUGUUGAAACAAGUUAGGGAAUGGCGUUUUCCUCAUCACAGCCCAUGCCCGGGCCCAUCCCCAUCUGCCCCUUCUCCUCCCUUUCCACUUUCUAAGCUAAGACUGAACCCGGGGAGGAGCAGGCGCCUGCAGCCCAGUGGAGCCAGCCCUUCUGCCUCAGUGUCUGGAACCCCUGUCCUUUGUUGUCCGUUGCCUUCAAAUCACCUGCAGUCUUGCAUUUUUGGAUGAGAGAAAGGGAAAACUAGUUGUUUCAGCUGCCAGGUGCAUCUGAAGGGGCUUCUAGGAUGGCUCAGCUAGCUUAAGUAGUGAGCCUCCUUUCUGUACCCCGGCUGGCCGGGUUGUCCCUCAGUGAGAAGUGGGACAGAUACCCUGGUGAAAUUGGUCCUGACGUAGAUCCUCAAUUAUCAGGCCUUGAGGCCUUCAAAUAAUUUGUAUUCUUUGGACUCUGAAGAAGACCUAGUUGGUCCCAAGGCCCGUGAAGUUCGGAAGGAACCCUAAGAAGAAAUGGGGUACAUUUUGGAUCAGUAUGAGAUCCCAAGGGCUGCCUUAUACCCGUCCUGGCCUCCCUCCCCCUCUUCCUCAGGUUUUCCAAAGUAGUGAUGAAGACCCCCAUGUUACUGCCGCCAGCCCUCAAGUCCAGGCCUGGGGCUAAGCCUGAAAUAAGCCAGUCUGAGUGGUUUGGGAGCUGGACACAACUUCUUAGGGACGCAACUUACUGUUAAUAUCUAACACUAUAUCCAGCCCACAUGGCCUAUGGCAGCUGACAGGAAGCUUGGAUUUGGCUCAGUCCUCCAGUCAUUCACAUGCCUUAAACUAGUUUCCCAUCUCUGUCUCUUGCUUCCACCUCUGUCCAUAUGUACUUGCUGUAACCUCCUGAAGUGUCUUGCUGCAACUGGGGUACAUAGUCUCUCCCCCCUCCAUCUUUCUUUCCCUUUCCCUUCCCCUCUCCCUCCCUUGUUCUCUUCAUCCCUCCUUUUCUCUCUCUCUCUCUCCUCUCUGU